AUGGCCACGACGCUAGCUGGUGGCCUUCUACUCUCGCACGUCGCACUCUGUCCGCCUCCGCUCCUCAUCCAGAAGAAGCCACGCAGAGCAACGUUUCGUCGGCGCAUCCUUCGUAAGUCAACUCAUAGUCAGAACAACUCCCAGUACGUCUUCGGCCCGCUAGAUGAUAUCAUCGACGAAAUCAAAGGCGACAUCUGGGGGUCACCGCUCGAUCAUAGCUCCCAUUCCUCUAUCAACGAUUGGGCAAGCUUCCUCAACGUGCCGUCAACGUGGGCCGUGACACCUCUGCCUGUUAGCCGUCUCCCCAGCGACCAGCCUCUGACGAUACGCAAGAACAGAAAUAGCCUCUCGUCAGCAUCGGACUCGAGCACAGGAGAUCAGAUGGCCUUCUCGCGCAACAAUAGCCAAGAGGAGCCCAUGACCGGCGGCGCGGUAGGUCCUCCUUAUACCACUAGCACAACCCCAUGGCCGCUGUUGGACACUGUGACAUCGUACGAGCCCAUACACUCGUCCAGCCCUCCCGAGUCCACCGUUGGCUCUAGACACACUACUGCGCAACAGGCUUUGGAAAAUGUGGUUCACAACGCCAAUGUCCGCCCUGAGGCUACGAGGCGACGUUCGUCUCGACUCCGGCUAUUCACAACUGGGUUGUCUCGUUUGCGCCGCACAGGAACCGGAGAGACGAGUGGUAGCGCGGGCGACACUUCUGACACAUCUUCCCCAACGACUACUGUAGUGCUUGCAACCCAUGCAGAGGCGGAGAUGGAGCUUGACACGAAAGACCCGAGCGAGGAAGCCGUGGAGGCGUAUAUGAGGAAACACGCGCGCAACGGUACUAAGUUUGGAUCGGUGAUGAAGCUCAUCACCAAACAACUACCUUCCCCUACUGAAGAUCAUGACAAUUCAGAUGAACAUGUCUUGGCGAAGGCGUCGAAGAUACCUACGACAUUACGGGCAGCUGUCAGGAUCUUUCCCGAAAUCAAGGUUCUCACCGAAGACUUGCAGGAGUAUAGCGUGGCAGUAGAUGUUGAGGGAGUCUUGCACAAUCGGAAACCGCUUCCAGACACUACAAUUGAUGUGAUCUUUGUGGUGGAUAACGGCGCAGAUAGCGAGGAGACUUUCCGAGACUUGACUACCGGGAUCGCAGUAUGUGGUACACAGGUAUGGGAGCCGCCUCGCCCGAACCCAUCCAUGGCCGAGGUCAUUAUCGGCGUGGCAAGGUCACUGGAGGAUCAAGAUCUAAAGAUCGGUCGCACUCACGUCAUCUUGUUAUCUCCCGCUACUUACAUCCUACACGGCGUCUCGACAUACUUCCCCGAUCUGUACAUCCACCGAGUCAAUCCUGCAGCUCUGCCUUAUCGCCGCGAUCCUGAGGUUCUAGACACUAUAUGCACCGACAACUGCUGCAUGAAUGUGUUCAUUAGCAAUUGGGCUUCCUACCAGUCCCUUCCCGGUCGCAUCAAGCGCAUCAUGAAAAAUGCUCGCGCCGAAAAGCCUGUUGGAGAGCUCACCAAUGUGUCUAUCGAUAUACGUACCAGACAUGGCUGCAAGAUCAUCGAGAGCUGUGGGAGCCAAGAUAUUCCCGUCUUGCGCCUUGGGCAAGUUCAUACCUUCGUUAUGCGGAUUCGCGUCACUCGAACUGAGACACAGGGUGUCGAUCUUGAAUCAGGCAAUCCUGUCUUCAAUUCGAGUCUGGAUAUCAAGGGUCUGAGACAGACACUGCAGAAUUCGAUUGCCAUCGGUGCCAUCAAGGUUCACCUCUUCGACGUGCAGGCUUUCCACCGUAACUCCUUGCACGCAGAGGAUUGUUGGAACUACACCGAGACUCCGCUACUAGCCAUACGCGAAAUGGGUGGUCUGGCACCUCCCCUAGACACAGCCAUGGAGGUCUACAAGCGCAAGUACUUCCAUAGGUUCAGUCGACUGAAGACCAACGAGGCCAAGAUUGAACUUGAGACUCUGCUGACUAACUUGGCCGGUACCAAUGACGAAGCAAAAAGGUUCAUCGAGCGCCUUGCUAAAGAAAUCGAUUGCCACCAAGCAAUCCAAGAGUACAAGCACAACUACCGACAAAAGCUCCCACUAUGUCCCGGCCCGAUUACGGUCGAAGCAUCUCAUGAGUGGCUUGUGGACUUGUGGAACAAGAAGAAGAGCAAACGCAAGGGUGUGGCUGUCGUGCAAGAAGAGGAUAUCAACAAUCUCAAUGACGGCAUCAAUGGUAUGUAAAGAUUGGGCUGAGGCGAUACGUCUCUACUGCGCGGAGAAGUUUGGUGUGUG
This is a messenger RNA of Cucurbitaria berberidis CBS 394.84, 2277 nucleotides long. RefSeq lists its product as uncharacterized. The record is from RefSeq and is a predicted model, not a curated record. Bases 1 to 2226 code for a protein of 741 amino acids. NCBI's taxonomy places the organism in Eukaryota, Fungi, Ascomycota, Dothideomycetes, Pleosporales, Cucurbitariaceae. The transcript is spliced from 3 exons.